UCAGAGUGUGUGAGAGGGAGAGAGAGGGGGAGAGAAAAGGGGCUCAACAUGGACACGAGAUUAGGUCUGAGUUGUAAACUAGUCUAGAAUUGAAGCCCCGGCCUCUCCGGACUGACCCACCAACCCGGGAUUAUUAUGCCCAGCGCCAACGUGUCCGUGCGAAGUUUAUCCGAAGUGGAGAAAUACCUCAGCAGCCGGAUGGACCGGAGUUCUGAGGGCAGUUUUGCGAGCAUCUCCGGGUCAAUGCGGCGGGGCUCUUCAGAGACCAACCUGGACCUGGAUCUGACCGAUGGAAGUCCUGGUCUGGGCUCUGAGGUCGUGCGUAGCCGGUCUUGCUUGGACAGCCUCCAGCAGAAGAUGCUCAAAGUCACGGAGCAGCUGAAGAUUGAGCAGACGGCCCGGGAUGAAAACGUGGCAGAGUACCUGAAGCUGGUGAACAGCGCCGACAAGCUGCAGGUCGGGCGCAUCAAGCAGGUGUUUGAGAAGAAGAACCAGAAGUCCGCUCAAAACAUCGCCCAGAUGCAGAAAAAGCUGGAACAGUACCAUCGAAAGAUGAAAGACAGUGAAACCCACUACAGCCCAUCCCCUCACCCGUUGCCUGUCAAACACAGCACCAUGCCCAGGGAGUCACCCAGACAGCUGCUGAAGGACAUGACGGGCAGUGGCCGACACCCAACCAUGGACAAGAUCAAGACCAUUGGCCCAGGUGUUUCCCUCUCCCCUCCUUUCUUCUUCAGCAAGCCUAGAGAGUUUGCCAACCUCAUCCGAAACAAGUUUGGCAGCGCUGACAACAUCGCCCACCUCAAGAACUCUCUGGAUGCUUCCCCUACGCUGCCCACUGACACUGCCAGCAAGGGACUGAGUAGCAGCACCUCCAUGGUGGGCAAGCCCAAGUACCCCAGUGAUGAUGAAUGCUCCUCGGGGAGCGCCUCCAUUUCAGCAGAUAGUAACGGGAACCCAGCGGGGCUGACUCCGGGCCAGCAGGCCAAGGACGACAGCCAGGGCAGACUAGCUCUGAGCCUGGAGGAGGUGAGGGAGAUCAAAGAGGCCCAGAGCCAGCUGGAGGAGGAUAUGGAGGAGAUCAAGGCUCAGUUCAAAAGGGAGUAUGGCAUCAUCAGCCAAUCACUGCAGGAGGAGCGAUACAGGUACGAGCGCUUAGAAGAUCAGCUGAACGACCUGACAGAGCUUCACCAACAUGAGAUGAGUGAUCUAAAGCAGGAGCUGGCCAGCAUCGAGGAGAGGAUCGCGUACCAGGCUCAAGAGAGGGCCAGAGACAUACAGGAGGCUCUGGAGUCGUGUCAGACGCGAGUCUCCAAGCUGGAGCUCCAGCAGCAGCAGCAGCAGACGGUGCAGAUCGAGAGCCGUGACGCCAGAGUGCUUCUGGGAAAAAGCAUCAACAUCAUGCUGGCCAUCAUCACCGUCAUCCUCGUGUGCGUCUCCACUGCUGCCAAGUUUGCCGCUCCACUGAUGAGGAGCCGGCACCAUGUGGUAGUUACCGUACUGGGAGUCUGUUUUUUGACCAUUUUCUGGAAGAACUGGGAGCGUUUACAGUACGCUAUCGACAGGUUGUUAGUGCCUGUCUGAGAGUGAAGAGCGCACACUGACAAUAACACUUCAGAAACAUGGACGCUGUCUGGUGUCAGGAUAGGACUGUCUCAGAGGAUUGGUUGUACAAUCGUCAGUAGACACGAUCGCCACGCAUUUACAGAAGUCAUUGUUUUUUAAAGUCAAACUGCAAUUAAAUGUAGGUAAUUUUUCUCUUGUGUAGAACUUGAAUGUGUUGCUAACAUUUUUCAUUAACCUUUAAAAUAAUAUUUAUAACAGUUAAAUGAAUUAAUAAAUUGUGUUACUUCUCUAAGGUUUGAUAUGAAUUCAUCACAAGAAAAUAGACAAGGAUCAAGAAGGGUGGAAAGAGUUGCAUAUGAGACUUACCCCACAGAUUUUGGGGGAAAUAUUAUUUGAAGAGGUCAAAUUAGGCCAUGGAUAAAUGUUUCUCAUGUUGCUUCUGCUUGACUUGAACAUCUCUCCAUCUGUUAGAAAUCAUGCACACACAAACAAAACCUCAAGCUUGUUAUGCUGUUGGCUAACGUUACGAAAUGCUAUUGUCACCUUUAUAAGAAUAGUUGGACAUUUGGGGAAAUGCGUUUAUCUCUUUUACGUUAGAUUCCAUAUCAAUAUGAUGCUACGGUUAGCUUAGCAUAAACAAUCGAAAGAGGGAAACAGCUAGCCUGACUCUUUAAAUGGGAACAAAAUCUACUGAAAAGCUGACAAAUGAACACGUCAUGUUUAAUCUUUACAAAAAAGUGUUAAAGUGACAUUUUCUGGGUAAUUAUUCCAGGAACUACUUCGGGCACAUAACCUAUUACAUGUACUUUUGACACUCUUACACAGUUUGUUUUUAGAUGCUCCGAGGCAGAUUUUGUUGCCACCAUUACCUUUGCACAGGGACAUGCUAGCUAUUUCGCCAUGUUUACAGUCUUAAUGUUAAGAUAAGAUAAUUGGCUACUGAUUGUAGAUUAUUUCAAACCCGGGACAUGUUGUUAUCUGGCUGUUAUGUGUUGUAAACACUCGACUAACUAGGUGCUCUGUAGCUGCAUAUUUAGCAUACAGACCGCAGAGUGGUAUAAAUCCACUUAUCUUAUACUCUGCAAAAAAAUCAAUAAGCAUAUUUCCCCGAAUGUUUUUCUAUUGCUUGAAAUUAAGAAUUUACAGUCUCAAGCACAGAGGCAAUAGACAUCCUGUUUUUAGGUGUUUUCUUUUCCGUAUAUUUGUCUGCCCUGUGCGGUCAGUCGUCUCUUAAAGUUUGUUCUGUUUACCGAUGUUUACAGUGCAAUAUGUUUAAUUUCUAAGAGCACUGUUUUUAAAAUGGUAUUUUAGGAGUGAGCAUUUACGUCAAUGUUUUACAGUGAUAGGGUGCUGUGGGGUGGGGGAAGUGUCAUUAAUGUUGGCAUAAGAGAUCCAUAACCACUGAAGCCUCUGCUGGGAUCUGAUAAGACCAGCUGUCUCUCUCACUGUUACCACACACACACGCGCGCACGCACGCACGCACGCACACACCUAUCUUUAUGUCUUAUGGGUCUGAUGUUUGUAUUUUAUUAAUAAUGUGAGUGAGAGGCGAUGGAUUAUACUGUGAUACAAGGCCUUUUUCUGAGGAAAAUUGCAAUUUGUUUUGUUCUUACAGCCUUCAGUACAGGCUCUGAGUGAUGAUCUACGAGCCAAUUUUUGACUGAUUAAUGUAUUGUUUUUGUCUUACUAACAUUGCCUAUGAUGAUCUCAUAUGAAGCUAAGGACCACUUUUUAAUGUUCGUUUGCCAUAAUAACAUGUUUGUGUUAAUACUUGUCUUCUACCUACUGUAUUAUAUUUCUCUCUUCCUGUUUAGGACAUAUUUGAGGACGUUUUACUGAUGAAUACAUAUCUGGUUUAUAUUCUCUAUUCCUCUCUGAUGCACUACGUUAUCAAUCAGUUGUAUUUCAUGCAUUACGUGCCUUUGUCUUACACUCUGUUAAAUUAAAAAGCCUUUUUAAUCAUCUUGUGA
This is a messenger RNA of Gymnodraco acuticeps, 3536 nucleotides long. RefSeq names its product transmembrane and coiled-coil domain protein 3-like. Lineage: Eukaryota; Metazoa; Chordata; Actinopteri; Perciformes; Bathydraconidae. The transcript is spliced from 4 exons. Gene Ontology annotation, cellular component: endomembrane system. Bases 136 to 1584 code for a protein of 482 amino acids. The record is from RefSeq and is a predicted model, not a curated record.